Molecule: messenger RNA, 1459 nt
Organism: Aquila chrysaetos chrysaetos
Lineage: Eukaryota; Metazoa; Chordata; Aves; Accipitriformes; Accipitridae
Exons: 7
Coding region: 560-1459 (299 amino acids)
Source: RefSeq, a predicted model, not a curated record
UGUAGCAAAAAAAAAAAAAAGCAAAACCCCUAUUUCCAAUGCCAGAGUGGUGUCAGAUGCAUUAUGCUGCCAUCACUGUUCUCUUGUGUGCUCUCGUUCCUGAAACUAGCAAAAAAAAUUUCCUUAGGAACUGGAUCUGUUCCCUGCCACGUGCAUUUGGCCAAGUCGGUGCAGAGAUCCUAACUUCUGUAGUCAAGAGCUGCAUGCAGCGAGCGUUCAGGACAUACUGGUGCCCUCGACUGGCGUGUCUGUGAGAGUCCCUUGUAUCACACAAGCACCAUCUGUGCCUCUACUGUUUCCAGGACUUGGGAGGCCAGUAAUUUUCUACAUGUAUUUAACAAGCUGGAAAGAAAGAUGCCUCCUCUUGGCUCCAGGGCUCAGUCACACUGAAAAGAGAAAGCAGAGCUGCAGGCCUCUCCUUGUGGUGGUGGGGAACACGCUGUUGCUGAUGUGGCUGAGUCCUACCAGUGUUGCCAUCAAAGAGCCAGCUUUGUCUCAGUUUUGGUGUUGUGGAGGAACAAAAGAGAGUUGUCCCUAGAUAAAAAGGCCAUUGAAUGCAAUGGGUGCCGGAGCCAUCGGCAGAGAGGACGAGCAAAGGAACCUGUUUGCAGAGAGGGGCUGCUGCAGGAGGCAGAGCCAUUUCCUCCACAUCGGGCAUGAUGUCUCUGGCAGUCCUGUCAGCAUGGAUGUUGGAAAGUGCCGGUCCAGCUGCCUGUCCCAGCGGAUCAACUCCCCUGACCCAGGCCUCCUGGGGCUCUCCAGACACUCCUCCAUGCUCGAUUUCCUUAGAAGCAAGAAGCUGCAGGUCAGGCGCCCCGACUCGCCGCUGCGGCCGGGAGCCCCACGCUCCUGUCCUGCGGGUUCCUGCUGCGAGCCUGCCCGUGUGCACGUGGAGCGGCUCCUGCUCUUCGAAGGCGUUCGGGAGGUGGAGGUGGUCGACGGCUGUCACUGCAGCACAUGCCCUGAGGAAUGCCUCCGUCUCCCAGCUCUGAAAACCUUCUUUCCAGACUCUCCCUGGGAGGUCACAGUUGAUGUGGGGAAAUGUUCUGACCCAACCUACAGUGCAGGUGGACUUUUCUGCAUGCCCACAAGAUUCAACACUGCUCUAGUCAAAAACCCACAAGGUGGGGAGGUAGUUCAGAUGCUGGAGAACUGUGAAAUGAAGGAAAAAUGCUAUCGCAUUUCCCAGGUGGAAUAUUAUUAUGAAAUUGUGCACAGCUCUGCAGGACACAGGGAAGAGCGGCUCAAGGAAAUUGAUGUGGGAAGGUGCUUGGGCAGCUGCUCCUCGGGGGAUCCCUGCUUGCUUAGGGAGUCACAAGGUGGAGAGAAAUGUCUGGUUUGGGCAGAAGCUGCCCCCAGCCGCUGCGCCCCUCACCGCUAUGACGUACACACGUUCAGGAGCCGCCGAGACCGCGUUCGCACCGUCAUUGCCAUCCAGCAGUGCAAGUGCAGGGGGUAG